This is a messenger RNA of Plenodomus lingam JN3, 840 nucleotides long. RefSeq lists its product as uncharacterized. NCBI's taxonomy places the organism in Eukaryota, Fungi, Ascomycota, Dothideomycetes, Pleosporales, Leptosphaeriaceae. The record is from RefSeq and is a predicted model, not a curated record.
AUGGAGCGAUCCGGCAAAACACCCCAUGACUGCCCUACCCUCCUCACCCUCCCCAUCGAAAUUCGCAGGCUAAUCUAUGCCCAACUCCUCCCUCACAUGACCUCGAUACCUGUGCGACAACAACGCUACCACGCCUCCACCACCACCGCCGCCCCACCCUCCUCCUACCACCUCACCUACGUACGCAGCAUACCCGGCUCCUCCGAGGGCACCUGGCACAUGGUGUCUGCACCGCCCAAGAGCGAUCGCGAGACGGGCCACGACAUUGUGUGGCGCCGCGGCUGCACCAGCCUGCUCGCCGUGAAUCGGCAGGUGCAUGAGGAGACGGCGUCGAUGCUCUAUGGUGACAACACGUUUGUGGUGGACAUUGCCUUUGACAGCAUCAAUUUCCGGUAUCGCUGGCGGACGAGCAAUGGGUUGAUGCCGAGUCGCACGUAUGCCUUCUUGGAGCAUUUUUCGCAGAGAAAUCUGCUGCGGGUGAGGCGGUAUGUGGUUAAUGUUGAGCAUGUGGAUGAUUAUACGAGCAUGAUCAAGUACAACUGUGGCGGGAGGGGGUUGACUGCGGGGCUGAAGGGCAAGGUCGCAGAGUUGGUGAGGCUGCUGGGGGAUGCCAAGGAGAUUUACAAGUUGCAGAUACAUUUGAUUGAUGGAGCGAUUAGUAGGCAGAUGUUUCCAGGCGGGAGGGUACAUCGUGUGCAGGACGAGAGCAAUUAUGAGCAGGCGCAGGCGGUGCUCGAACCGUUCAAGAGGCUGCGAGGUGUCAGGAGAGUCGAUGUGAGCGGCGUGAAUUCCCAGUAUGCAAAGACGCUGGAGGAGACGAUGAGUUCGCGGGUGGAGUAA